This is a messenger RNA of Sitophilus oryzae (rice weevil), 1534 nucleotides long. RefSeq names its product dual specificity protein phosphatase MPK-4-like. The transcript is spliced from 3 exons. NCBI's taxonomy places the organism in Eukaryota, Metazoa, Arthropoda, Insecta, Coleoptera, Curculionidae. Gene Ontology annotation, biological process: protein dephosphorylation. Gene Ontology annotation, cellular component: nucleus. The record is from RefSeq and is a predicted model, not a curated record. Bases 288 to 1208 code for a protein of 306 amino acids. Gene Ontology annotation, molecular function: protein tyrosine/serine/threonine phosphatase activity.
UUUAAAAGGUUAUAAGUGAACGCGAAUAUUUUUAGAUUUAAAUUUGCGAUAGCAGUAUUAUAAAUAAUACAAUUACCUCUCAUAACAUUUCAGUAUUUAAAGUGUUUUUACAUAAUGAUUUCUAGUAUCCUACCAAUACUGUUUUUUUUUCCUGUUAAAAGUUUAAAAGUAGGAAAGUAAGUGUUGUAUACACUUGUAUUACUCUAAAAAGAAAUGUAAUUAAAUAGAGUACCAUCGCUCUAUCAAAAUAUAAAUUAAACCAUUUUAAAUACAUUAUCGAAACCAUCAUGGAUAUUUUGCAUAAAAUUGGGUGUAACCUCAGUCCAGUAAGUAUUGAUGAGAUCGAACCAAAUUUAUUUUUGGGCAGUUUGGCAGCUGCUAGAGACAUGGAAACUUUGACGAAAUUUAAAAUAACUCAUAUUUUAACCAUCGAUACUUGCCCUUUACCGAGAAAUAUCUCGGAACUUGCCAAUAUCACUACAAUGUUUAUACAUUUGUCUGAUUUACCCAAGGAGGAUAUUUUAAGUAAUUUCAGCCAGGCUAUUAGUUUUAUUCAAGAAGGAGUAGCAAAUGGGGCUGUUUUGGUUCAUUGUUAUUUUGGAGUGUCACGCAGUGCUACACUUGUUCUUGCAUAUAUAAUGAAGAAAUAUCAGUUAUCGUAUCAUGAAGCGUUUGAGAAAGUUAAGGCAAAAAGAAGUAUCAUUUAUCCAAACCAAGGGUUUGUGUCCCAACUGAAAUUGUACAGACAUAUGGGCUAUACAAUCGAAAAGUCAGAUAAAAGGUACAAAUUGUUCCGUCUCAACACAGCAGCCGACUGGAUGCGAAAAGUCAAAAUCCUCCCUCAAGACUUCAAAGACUUAAUACAACCAGACCCAGGCCUACCCCAGUCGAAUCCAGAUCCAAACGUUUACCGAUGUAAAAAAUGCCGCAGGGUUCUAGCCUGUGAACACAACCUAAUAAUUCACCUGAACAGUGCCAAAAGUAAGUGUUCACAAAUGUAUUUUGUCGAGCCAAUGGCUUGGAUGAAUGUGAGUCAAGUGACUCAGGGUAAACUACAUUGCCCUAAAUGUAGUAAUAAGGUGGGGUCAUUUAGUUGGGUUAUGGGCUGCCAGUGUCCUUGUGGAGUUAAGGUGGCACCAGCCUUUUAUUUGGUGCCCUCGAAAAUCGAUUAUACCAAUGUGGUUAAGAAUAUUGAAGUCACAUUUUAAAAAUAUAUUAUGUUGGAUUGUAAAUUUAUAUAAAACUAUCUUAUUUGUAUGUCAUCUAAAAUAUAUUUAUUUAAUUUUAUUUUAUAUUAAAAUGAAAUAUUUUGUGUAUACAGGGUGAGUCUUAAAUAAGUACAAAUAUUUUCAGGGCUGGUAAACCUUGAGAAAAGAAACAUAUUUUCUCUUUACCGUUUUUCAAAUAGGUUGUGAUAAGUCCUAAAUAACAGAGAUAUUUUACUUUGAGAAUUUCAAAAAAAAUUGAUUAAAUUUUGGGAACCACUGGAUCUUUUCUCGGUUUUCUUUCUUGUAAAUUUAAUCCACUACCUGUG